Harmonia axyridis is the source of this 1639-nucleotide messenger RNA. RefSeq lists its product as uncharacterized. The transcript is spliced from 2 exons. Gene Ontology annotation, molecular function: nucleic acid binding; zinc ion binding. The record is from RefSeq and is a predicted model, not a curated record. Lineage: Eukaryota; Metazoa; Arthropoda; Insecta; Coleoptera; Coccinellidae. Bases 464 to 1447 code for a protein of 327 amino acids.
AUUAUAAAUCUUCUUCCGUGUCGACCCAGGUUGAUAAGGCAACAUUGGGAGCGAAAACAGCAGUUCCAUUAGACUCUGUUGCACUUGUUUCCGGGACACUGGAUGAUGAAGUAGCUGUAUUCUUGGCUGCAAGAGGGAAGAAAUGUAGUGCAAACCCUGUAACCAACCCAUUAGUUAUAGCUGCUAUGGGGGCAAAUAAGUAGGAGUCACGUAUGCCCCAUCAGACUCAGGUACCACCUAGUAUUCACGAUCUCAUCUUUUUAGAAAAAAAAGAAAACAUAUGCACUGGAUUUUAAACUUGUGUUUUAAUUGCACGUAACUUGAUGCAUACAUAAAUUGAUAUACAGCGAUGUGUACUGCAUAAGGUCUCGAAGGGUACUGUCUUUCCGCGCUCCACUUCUUUACCGCCCUGGAUGCGUGCAGUGUUGACACUGUUGCCAUCAACUAGGUCCUAACAGUGACUAUGCCGGCGUUUGUGAUACCGCAUUACGAAAAUAGUGACAAGUUAAAGGGCCACUCCAACUUCCGGUCAUGGAAACAAAGAGUCGAGCGUGACAUGCUUGCUCUAGGACGCUCCGAAUUCUUGAAUUACGACAUGGGUGGACCAGACUGCACAAUGAGUAACGAAGAAAAGCACAUGUACAAUGCUCAAGUGCUACAAUAUUUGGAAGCAUCGUUGCAGCAUGCUCCCAAAACUGUGAUAGAGAAUGAGCAGUCAGCAGCCGAAGCUUUCCAAAAGCUGACAAAAAUGUUUGGUAAAAAUGACGUCCAGAAGAUGGUUGAACUACUGGACAACUUCGGCAAGACGGUGUUCUACCCAAGGAUGAAUCCGGUCAAUUUCGUCUCCCAGUUUGAGAAAGGUAUCCAAGAAUUCAAGGAACUAGGUGUUCCAUUGGACCCAAAAAUAGUGGUGGCGUAUUUCCUACACAAGGUAAAGAAUGCUAAUGGGUUCCUGGCAUUCUUUACAACGAUGACCACUUUACCCGAGGCAACCAGAACUUAUGAUUUUGUGAAGAAUGCAUUUUUAGAGGUAGCAAACAGCCAGUACUUCAGAGAGGUUGACAACAAGAGUCGACAUGAUAGGUCAUAUAGGGAGCCCCAUACGAAGAAGGAAAAAAAUUCUUUCAAAAGUCCUUCGUAUUUGAAAGAGAAGAAAGGAGACAGUAGUCCCUAUUCUAUCGAACAACUCGAAAAAAUUAAGAAAAUGACGCCACCUGAAAAACGAGAAGCCAGCUGUAAAAAGUGUGGUUUAUUAUUCCAUCGGUCAGCUGCAUGUACCAACACAGAGAGAUUCUGCUAUUAUUGCCAUAAGAAAGGUCAUGAAAAGAAGCACUGUAGGAAACUGAAGGAAUACAAAUCUAGUAAGUCACUGUUUGAUCUAAACAAUUUCUGUACGUUUGCAACAUUUCUAGUUGAUUCUGACUUAAUCAGAAGCAGAUUAAGCUAGGAAAAAACAGUUUAAAUUCCAUCAUGGUGAUAGGGAUGUUACAUUUGAAGAAGGUGAAGAAGUUUACAACAAAGAUUACCGAGAUGUAAAUAGGCCAAAGUGGGUAAAGGCAAUAAUUUGUGGUGUUCUAGGUAAAAGAACAUAUGUUUGUGCACCAUUAGAAUGUAAGAAUCUGAGGUGGAAAAGGCAUUA